AUGCCGCCGGCGAGGAGGGCGCUCAACCUCAACGCGCUGGCCGACGACAUGCCGGACCUCGACCGCCACAUGGGCUGCAUGGCCGGCAUCUUCCAGAUCUUCGACCGCCAGCGCCUGCUCACCGCCGCGCCCCGCGGUGGGCGCCAGCCGCGACACAAGAGCCUGCCUCCACCUCCCAAAGGCCGUACUCCGCCAAAAAGCAGCAGCAGCAAUGUUCCAGCGCAGACCUCAAGUACCCCAAAGAUCAUUCUGGAGAAAACAUUCAGCAAAAGCAUGACCGAGAACAGUAGCCUCUCAAUAGAGUCAUCGAGAGCUUCUUGUUCUUCCUCUUCCUGCUCAUCCUUCUCAUCAAUCGAUGCCAGCAAAUCAGUCCAACAGGAGACUCCAUACAUCAACGAGGAACCCUUUGUGCAGAGACCACUGAAGAACUCACCAAGUCUCAAGGACGCUAGCGCUGACACCAAGACCGGGCAACCGAACGAGGUUGGUUUCAGGGACAUCGUGAAGGACUCCAUCAACCGAGACUCUGGUGGCCUAACUGUGAAGACUUCAGCUUUGGAGCCAAGAAAGAACAUGCAGUACAAAGACUCGCCGAGGCCAUUGCUUCUCUCUAAGUCGAUGGACGGGACCUACGUCAUCGGCAUCGAUAGGAGCAGCAAGGUCGUCCCUGUGAACGUCGUCGAACCAAGCAGGCGUUUCCAGGAGCAUUCACGCUUCUCAUGCGAUGAUCGGCGGCUCCUGCGGUCGGCAGAAACCCAAGAAGCCAAGAAGCCUGCUCCCACACGGGCCAAAGAGCUUCCCAGACUGUCCUUGGACAGCAGGAAAGAAUCUCUGAGCCCAAGCUCACGUCUGAAGAACUACAGUUACAGGAGGACUGAUGACUCUCUCUUGGAUGCUCUUAGACCUCAAGAUUCCCCGAGCCACAGGCGGUCCAACAGUGUCAUCGCCAAGCUCAUGGGAUUGGAAGAAGCACCAGAUGCGACCGGGAUGCUAAUCGCUGACAGCUAUGAGCCUGCAAGAUCACCGAGACCAGCAGAACAAGCCACCCGGAGCGAGCGUCCAUCACGUUCACCCAGGAGCGCUUGCCAGGAUCAGUGUGUGUCGCUACCGAAGAACGAGCCUUCAGCACAAAAAACCAAGCCUUCUCCAAGAAUUCUCACUGAAGCCGCUCCAUGGAGGCAGCAGGAGAGAAGUGCCAGUGUCACCAACAGCAAGGCUUCACAAUGCCGAGACUCUGAGGUGAGGCCAAGAACCCCGUCUCUGUACGCCGAUAUAGAGAGAAGGCUCGGUGGUCUCGAGUUCUCAGAGUGCAACAAGGACUUCAGAGCACUCAGGAUUCUGGGUGCAUUGCAUUCAAAGGAUGCUAAGCCCCAGAACGGCGACGGUGAUAGUGAAUCAGUGGCUGUUCAGGGGCAAAAGGAGGAACUAGCCACCACCAGUUCCAGAAGCUUUGAGUCUCCCAUUGUAGUCAUGAAGCCGGCAAGAACCACUGAGAAGGCUGGGGUCUCAGCUGCUCCUCUUGCAGGGCUCAGAAGCCUCAGGAAGCUGCAGGCCAGAGAUUCAUCCCUUGACAAGAACGAAAGCAGCACAAAUGAGAAGAUCCAUUCUCGCACUGCAAGGGCUCAAUCCAAGUCUGAAGAACCUGCAAGCAUAGCAAGCUCCCCGAGGCCGACAGGCUCAUCAAGCCCCAGGCUGGUCCAGAGGAAGGCAGAGUCAGAGAGGCGGUCCCGGCCCCCAGUCUCACCGAAGUCUCCGAGCAAGAAGUCGAAUGAAGCAGCAUCCCCAAGAGGAAGAACAAGAUCAAAACCUUCUCAAGUGAAGAGCAACCGUGACAAUGAGGUCUCGCAGAGUCCGAGAAGAAGGAUCAGCUUGGCGAAGCAGAUUGAUGUCAGUAUAAUGGAUUGUCAAAAGCCUACGGUUGUCAGUUCAUCAUCCGUUCAACCAAACUACACUGCUGCAACACCACCCCAAAAGAGCCCUUCUUUAAUCCUGGGGUCAGAUCACAGGAUUCAUUCAUUGGAGAAUGUGCCAAGCCCCGUCUCGGUCCUCGACACAUCCUUCUACCAUAAAAGUAUUUCGGAUUCAUUCAAAGAUGGUGAGACACAUACUUCAGAUGAAUGCUGGAAUCCAAACAGCCUGCCAGACACACCGCAGUCAAAGACGAGCAGUGAAGUCAACCAGAUCAAACCGGAAAAUCUAGAAGCCCUAAUUCAGAAGCUUGAACAACUGCAAUCGAUGAACGAUGAAGCUGCAAGCUCUAAAGAUAACCAGUAUAUCUACGAGAUACUCUUAGCAUCUGGUCUUCUGCACAAGGAACUCAGCUUCGCAGCGAUGCCUGGUCAACUAUGUCCAUCCAGCUGCCCGAUCAAUCCGGAGCUCUUCCUCAUUCUAGAGCAAACAAAGCCACACUUCAUUUCAGCAACACAAGCUGUUACUGGAGCUAAGAAGAGUUCUGACCCUAACAUGGAAAAGCUUAACCGCAGAAUUGUAUUUGAUCUGGUAAAUGAAAUUAUAGCUCAGAAGAUGAACAUUUAUAGUUCUGAAAGUGGAAUGGCAAAACUUCUUCGAUCAAGGAAGUUAAGUGGGUGCCGACUUUUCAAGGAAUUAUGCACAGAGGUUGACAGGCUCUUAACCGAGAGCUCACCAGCAAAAUGCUCCGAAGAGGACGAGGCUGAAAACAUGCUGUUAGCUGAGGAUGCAUUGUAUGAUAUGAAAGAAUGGGGGAGCUCUGAUGGUGAGAUACAAGGAAUGAUUUUGGACAUUGAAAGAUCCAUCUUCAGGGACCUUAUUGACGAGGUCAUAGGUGGCGAGGCAACAGAAAAGACGCAAGCUGGACAAUCAAAAUUGCGUAGGCAGCUGUCUUUCAGCAGUACAUAAACUAAAUAUGAUUGGCGAUAGUUGUUUCCGUUUGGAAGCUUAGCCACUAGUAAAUGUAACCCUCUGUAUUUUGCUGUAAGACUGAAUUAUAUAGAAGAAAUAUAAUUAUUCCUGGCCUCAGUGUCAUUGACACUAGAAGAA
Messenger RNA from Lolium rigidum, 3018 nucleotides. Its product is annotated as protein LONGIFOLIA 2-like. Lineage: Eukaryota; Viridiplantae; Streptophyta; Magnoliopsida; Poales; Poaceae. The record is from RefSeq and is a predicted model, not a curated record. The transcript is spliced from 5 exons. Gene Ontology annotation, biological process: regulation of monopolar cell growth. The coding region runs from base 1 to 2877 and encodes 958 amino acids.